AUGGCAUUUAUUUUAUUAACUGGCAAUGGUUCAUCAUUUGUCAAACGCUUCUAUACAAUAGCGUUGAUCUAUUUUAUUCUUGUCUGCUUAUGUUCUUAUUGUUCAUCAUCGUCAUUUGCUUCACCUUUUAUUGAUGCUGAUCCAUUAUCUAAUGAUUUGGAUGAAUUUGACAACAGUCAGGAAACAAAAUAUUAUAUACCAUUACAACUACCAUCAAAUCAUUAUAUAAAUGUUCCUGAGCAAGAAGUAUUAGCAUCAAAAGCUCGUCUUUUUCGUAUUCUACUUAAAUCAUUAUUAAUUCAACCUGAUUAUCAACGUAAACAAUACAACGGCAAGCGUUAUGCAUCACAAUCAUUUCAUGCUAUGCGUGGUUGA
Messenger RNA from Rotaria sp. Silwood1, 375 nucleotides. The record is from the annotation of a GenBank genome assembly. Lineage: Eukaryota; Metazoa; Rotifera; Eurotatoria; Philodinida; Philodinidae.